UGACGGAGAAAGCCAUUAAACCUUUUUCUUCUUCCCUUUUUUGCUUCGUUCGCUCUCUCUCUCGUCUGUCUGCCUUCCAAUUUCCACGGAAAGGUUGCCCUUUUCCUUCCCGAUUGCUCAGCAACCCCGAUUUCGACCGGAGGAUUGAGUAUGGGACUGCUCCGAUCUCUCGGCUGAUCGGUCUUGUUGCGGCGAUCGUCACUUUUCGUGGUUUCGGGGAGGAAUCGCUACGUUCCCGAGGCGGCCAUCGGUUCCCCGGUGAUUACGUAUGAACUGGUUCGUGAACUUGGGGUUGAAUUCGAAUUCCAGCCACUUCGUCACCUGUCUCUUGUUUUUUAUUCUCCAUUACUCCCCCCAAUCGUCCCCUUCCAUUCUGAGCUCGAAGAGUUGCUGGAGAUUCAAUCGUCGGUGUCGUAGUCAUGGAUAAUCGCUGUGAUGGGAACGGCGUCAACAAAGCCUGUUACUAUAUGAAUCCCGAGGGAAAAUCUCGCUCUCCUUCUGCCAUAGUCAUUGGUGCUGGGUUUGCAGGGAUUGCAGCUGCUCAUGCUCUAAAAAAUGCAUCUUUCCAGGUUGUGCUUUUAGAAUCUCGGGAUAGAAUUGGUGGUCGAGUUUACACUGACCACUCAUUUGGCUUCCCCGUGGACAUGGGAGCAGCCUGGUUGCAUGGUGUCGGCAAAGAGAAUCCAUUGGCACCUUGGAUUGGAAGACUUGGCCUACCAAUUUAUCAAACUUCUGGUGACAAUUCUGUUUUGUUUGAUCAUGACCUGGAGAGUUAUGCACUUUUUGAAGAUGAUGGACGUCAAGUUCCUCAAGAUUUAGUCCAAAAGGUUGGCCAGGUGUUUGAAAAGAUUUUGGAAGAGGCUAACAAACUCAGGCACGAAACUGAUGAAGAUAUAUCUAUAGCACGAGCUAUUAAGAUAGUAAUGGAGAGACAUUCAGAUUUAAGACAAGAGGGCCUUGCCAACAAUGUAUUGCAGUGGUACCUGUGCAGAAUGGAAGGUUGGUUUGCUACGGAUGCUGACAACAUCUCAUUAAAGAAUUGGGAUCAGGAAGUGUUGCUCCCUGGUGGUCACGGUCUUAUGGUUCGUGGUUACCGUCCUAUAAUUAACACACUUUCAAAAGGCCUUGAUAUUCGCCUAAAUCACCGUGUAACAAAAAUAACAUGGGGCACAAAGGGAGUAGAGGUAAAGGUCAACAAUGGCAAAUCAUUUUCUGUCGAUGCUGCUAUUGUAACUGUCCCCCUGGGGGUUCUCAAAGCCAAAACAAUCAAAUUUGAACCAAGACUUCCAGAUUGGAAAGAAGAAGCAAUAGAUGGAAUUGGAGUUGGGACAGAGAACAAAAUUGCUCUUCACUUUGACAAGGUUUUCUGGCCAAACGUGGAAUUUCUUGGACUUGUCUCAGCCAAUACAUACGGUUGCAGUUAUUUUCUUAAUCUUCACAAGGCAACCGGACACCCUGUUCUCGUUUACAUGCCUGCAGGCUGCCUUGCUUACGAUAUUGAGAAAAUGUCCGAUGAAAAUGCUGCUAAGUUUGCUUUUAGUCAGUUAAAAAGGAUCCUUCCAGAUGCAAAUGAACCGAUCCAAUAUCUCGUGUCUCACUGGGGGUCGGAUGAGAACUCGCUCGGUUCUUAUAGCUACGACGCAGUUGGCAAACCUCGCGAAUACUUCGAGAGGCUGCGCAUUCCCGUGGACAACCUCUUCUUCGCCGGAGAAGCUACAAGCAUCAAGUAUACAGGCACCGUGCACGGUGCUUUCUCCACCGGGUUGAUAGCGGCCGAAGAGUGCCGGAUGCGUGUGCUCGAAAAAUAUGGAAAUCCAGACACUCUAGAGAUGUUCCACCCAGCUAUGGGGGAAGAAGCCGCUUCCAUCUCAGUCCCUUUGCUCAUCUCCCGUAUGUAGUAAAUCGCAAUGCGGAUGCUUUGUAUUUGAAUAAAUGGACACACGCAGUGUGGAUUGUUAAAUAAGAACCAGAUGUAUGGUCGUUUGGAUUCGUAAUGCUAUUUCAAUGCUGUUCUUUGUUCUGAA
This is a messenger RNA of Zingiber officinale, 2024 nucleotides long. RefSeq names its product polyamine oxidase 3-like. The transcript is spliced from 10 exons. NCBI's taxonomy places the organism in Eukaryota, Viridiplantae, Streptophyta, Magnoliopsida, Zingiberales, Zingiberaceae. Gene Ontology annotation, molecular function: polyamine oxidase activity. Gene Ontology annotation, biological process: polyamine catabolic process. Bases 420 to 1898 code for a protein of 492 amino acids. Gene Ontology annotation, cellular component: peroxisome. The record is from RefSeq and is a predicted model, not a curated record.